AUGCGUCCAGCUCAGCUCUUCACCAUGAUGUCGGCCUCCUUGGCCCUCACGGCCCAAGCCAUUCAGAUUGCCUCCAAAGCGCCCAUUCCGGGCUACCAAGUCUUCGUUCCCGAGUGGGACUUUGGGGAGAAUGGCACCUACAAAGGAACAGUCGAGGAAGUCAUGGAGCAGCUCAGCGAGCAGAACCCGACCCUGUUGGCUUCUUUUAACCUCGACUCCGUUGACGACGCUGUCUCCCGAGACGUAUUCCAGCGUGCCGUGGAAGACUUUGACAAAACUGUCUGCAGUGUAUUCGCUAGUGCGAGCGUGAGCGCGUGGGAGGAUGGGAUACGCUAUCUCCGGAAAGUGAAAGGGACUCCGUGGCAACCUGCCGGACCCGCUGCCUGCGGCCGCAUUUGGUAUUGCAACGACGACACGAAGGACAAAGGGCUCGAAUCCUACGCCCUCAUUGCCGACGGUGCGCAGGCUGCUAACAAAGCUUGCACCGACUGGAAGUACCGCAACUGGGUUUCUAGCGGUCAAGCGUUUCACAAGACGGACAAAUGGAACGUCCUGAUCUAUGGCGGCGACGACAAUCGAUGCUGA
Molecule: messenger RNA, 585 nt
Organism: Colletotrichum karsti
Lineage: Eukaryota; Fungi; Ascomycota; Sordariomycetes; Glomerellales; Glomerellaceae
Exons: 4
Coding region: 1-585 (194 amino acids)
Source: RefSeq, a predicted model, not a curated record